UAUAACCUUUCCUUCCUUAAUAUACCAGCACAUCCAUUACAUAGAAGGCUUCCAUGAUGGUUGAAGGCUUCAGAGUUGGGUUAAGACAGGUGGCUGAAUGGCUCAUAUUAAUCAGGAUAAUAUUUAAGAGGAAGAGGUGCUCUUCUGUGUUUACAUGAAAAACAUCUUGCCAGAUCACCUGCUAAGCCACCUCCAGGAACUGAAGGCUGUAGCCCUGCCCCCUGACAACCAGCCUCAGCAGCUGGAGGAAGCAGAACUAGUAACCCCUGACGACGGCCUCAGUGCUGAGCCCAUCCCUGCUCCUCCCCCUCUGCCAUCUCUUAAGAGAAGUACGGGGAAGAGGGCCAAAGGAGGACGGAAACCUAGUGCUGCAACUAUAGCGGCACAGAAGAAAAUUGCAGCGUCAUUAGAGCCAGUAGAAAAAGCCCUCAACACGGUCCCUACAGACGGAGGAGAGGCCGUGCUGGAUGACAAUGACCUGGAGAUUGGCCCUGACGAGGUGGCUGUCACCAUUCCCAGGCUUACCCGCACCCUCCUCUCCGCUGGGAAGCCUGGUUCGAGGAAGAGGUUCCUGAGGCAGGGAGGAGACCAUAAGAGGGUUUACAAGUGCACCCUCUGCAAUAAGGUCUUUCAGAGCAGCAGCAACCUCAACAGACACAUCCACUCCCACGGUGAUAAACUGUUUAAAUGUGAUGACUGUGACAAGAUGUUCAGCCGCAAGGAGAGCUUGAAACAGCACAUCUCAUACAAGCACAGCAAAAACGAGCUCGACGUAGAGUACAGGUACAAAUGUAACACAUGCGACAAAGCCUUCCGUGUGGAGAAUGCAUUAAAAGUUCCACAACUGUAGGACAGAUGACAAGACAUUCCAGUGUGAGAUCUGCUCGAGGUUCUUCUCCACCAACAGUAACCUCUCUAAGCACAAGAAGAAGCAUAGAGAGAAGCUUUACACCUGUGAGAUCUGCAGCAAGAUG
Salvelinus sp. IW2-2015 is the source of this 974-nucleotide messenger RNA. Lineage: Eukaryota; Metazoa; Chordata; Actinopteri; Salmoniformes; Salmonidae. The record is from RefSeq and is a predicted model, not a curated record.